Messenger RNA from Telopea speciosissima, 415 nucleotides. RefSeq lists its product as uncharacterized. The transcript has a single exon. The annotation marks the transcript as partial. The record is from RefSeq and is a predicted model, not a curated record. NCBI's taxonomy places the organism in Eukaryota, Viridiplantae, Streptophyta, Magnoliopsida, Proteales, Proteaceae.
AUGGAAGAGAGAGAGAGAGCCUUCGAACCAUCUCUUAUCUUCUUCUUCCUCCACAACCACUAGAGUCAUCAAUCCCGAAACGAACGCCUCCUCCGACACGACAGAGACGAAACCAUCAUCAGUUGAAGACAACGAAGACAGCUUUGAAAACAGAGUCGCACAGGUGAAACUCAAGUAUCACAGCAUGAUCGGAAAGAAAGCCAAUGCCAGGAAAGGUAAGAGGUUAUCAUCAUCAUCCAAGACCAAGAAAGGCGAAGUAUUCUUGCCGCUGGCACCUUUGAAGGAGGCGGUGUCAGAGGAUUUGAAGGUGGAUUUCGGCUUCUACCCUUUCACUGAGCGGCUCAACAGGAGGUUGGCAGCUCAGGGACUGGCGGCACUGCUGCUAGUGGCAUUGGGUUUCGACAUGUCUCAUUAG